Messenger RNA from Anguilla anguilla (European eel), 882 nucleotides. RefSeq names its product homeobox protein vex1-like. The coding region runs from base 1 to 882 and encodes 293 amino acids. Gene Ontology annotation, cellular component: nucleus. The transcript has 3 exons. NCBI's taxonomy places the organism in Eukaryota, Metazoa, Chordata, Actinopteri, Anguilliformes, Anguillidae. The record is from RefSeq and is a predicted model, not a curated record. Gene Ontology annotation, molecular function: sequence-specific double-stranded DNA binding. Gene Ontology annotation, biological process: neuron projection morphogenesis; spinal cord motor neuron cell fate specification; central nervous system development.
AUGAAAGGCUAUUUUUCUAUCGAGUGGCUCUCUCAGAGCAGUCAGGAGACCAGUGACACAGGGCCCAGGGCCCCUGUAGACCUCCAGCUCUCUGCGGGGCCCCAGAAUGGGCCCUACGGCUCCAGCACCCAGCCGGAAAGCCUCCCCGGGUUCUACAGCAGCCAUGGGCGAGGAAGCACGCAGCUCCAGGAGGGGCCCCCACACAGACACAUCCACGGCUCCCCUUUUGCCACACACCAAGGGCCCAGCACAGAGAGUCUCCUCAGUCUGCACUCCAACACUCAAGUGGCAGAGACAGGCUUUAGCAGCAGCGUGGAGGAAGAAGAGACGUCGGGGUAUGAGAGCGAGGGGGAGCGCUCCCUCUCCCCCGCGGCUCCGCAAGACACCCUGACGACGUCCCCGGAUACGUCCCCCUCGACCGGACGACGGCCCCGCACUGCCUUCACCGCCGAGCAGAUCAGCCGGCUGGAGAAGGCCUUCAAACGCAACGCGUACCUGGGCACACACGACAAGGCCGAGCUGUGCAAGCAGCUCAGUCUGUCCGACAAGCAGAUCAGGAACUGGUUCCAGAACCGGCGCAUGAAGCUGAAAAGGACCCUCCAGGAUGCCCUGGCCCAGGCCUGCCAGGCAAACACCACCUCGCAGCUGAUGCAGUAUCCAGAGGCCCAGCCUUUUUGGCCUGGCUACUUCUCUGUGCACGAGAGCUCCGCCCCCUAUCUGAGCCCCGCCAGCUUGCGCUACACACCUCAGGCCGCGGUGGGCUCGAGUCCCGCCAUGUGCCUGGACUCGCUGUACCAGUGCGCCAGCAUGCCCGGCCUAGUCAUGCCUGCUGCCAGCACCCCACUCCUGUCGCAGUACCACCCUUACCGUCAUCCCUACUAG